CACCUCCAUCGUGAGCGUUGGUCGUUUGGGUGAUCGUGGCUGUUGGUUCCGGUGGAAGUUGAGGGGAAGCGGUCGGCUGAGACGACGAAAAAGAGGGAAGGAUGUCGGGAAUGGGAGACGGGUACGUGGGCACGGCCCAGGAUGCCGUCAGGAUCCGACGGCUCGAGAAACAGAGAGAGGCCGAGCGCCGCAAAAUCCAAGAGCUCAAAACGAAGUCGGCCUCCGCCAAAGGCCAGCCUGGUCUUCUCCAAUUCGGUUCUAGCACUUCUGAGAUUCUUGAGACUGCAUUCAAAAAGGAGACUGUUGGUCUAGUGACUAGAGAGCAGUAUGUGGAGAAGAGGGUUAAUAUUCGGAACAAGAUAGAGGAGGAAGAGAAAGAGAAGCUACAGAAGCUACAGCAAGAGGAGGAAGAGCUUCAAUUAGAAAAGCGUAAGAAGAGGAAAAUAAAGGGAAAUUCUCGGUUGUCUUUUGCUGAGGAUAUUGAGAAUGGCAGUGAAGAGGAAGAAGCAGAAAACAAGACUACGGAAACAAAUAAACUUAGGCGUGGUAAACUUGGUAAAGACCCUACUGUUGAAACUAGCUUUCUACCUGACAGUGAGCGAGAGGCUGAGGAACAAGCAGAACGUGAAAGGCUGCGGAAACAAUGGCUUCAUGAGCAAGAACAGAUACGAAAUGAACCUCUUGAAAUUACGUACAGCUACUGGGAUGGAGCUGGCCAUAGGCGUGUGAUCCAGGUACGAAAGGGUGAUACAAUUGGAGAGUUUCUUCGUGCUGUCCAGCAACAAUUGGCCCCUGAGUUUCGUGAGAUUCGAACAACUUCAGUGGAAAAUUUGCUUUAUGUGAAAGAAGAUCUUAUUAUUCCCCAUCAACACAGCUUUUAUGAGUUGAUCGUAAACAAGGCUCGAGGCAAAAGUGGACCUCUUUUCCACUUUGAUGUGCAUGAGGAUGUCCGAACAAUUGCUGAUGCAACAAUAGAGAAGGAUGAGUCUCAUGCCGGAAAAGUUGUAGAAAGGCACUGGUACGAAAAGAACAAGCAUAUAUUUCCUGCUUCAAGAUGGGAGAUAUAUGACCCAACAAAGAAAUGGGAACGUUAUACCAUCCAUGGAGAUUGAUUGUAGCUGCUGAUUGAUGUCUGUGCAUUUGCCUAUUUGAUCAUGCCCCAAGUGAAAAUCGUGAAAAGGAAAAGGGGACAAUUUUGAUGCAAUUCAUGGGUUGGAACUAGGCGAUAUUUAUUUCUGUAAUUUUCAAAUUGUGCACAAGCCUGAGCACUCAGAUUCAUAUUAUAGGGGAUUGUGGCUGCAAUUUUAGAUGGCUAAUCAAUAUCAAUAUAUUUUUUUAACCGGCAAA
Prosopis cineraria is the source of this 1347-nucleotide messenger RNA. Its product is annotated as protein XAP5 CIRCADIAN TIMEKEEPER. The record is from RefSeq and is a predicted model, not a curated record. Lineage: Eukaryota; Viridiplantae; Streptophyta; Magnoliopsida; Fabales; Fabaceae. Gene Ontology annotation, cellular component: nucleus. The transcript is spliced from 12 exons. The coding region runs from base 102 to 1112 and encodes 336 amino acids. Gene Ontology annotation, biological process: chromatin organization.